GGUGAAAGAUAUCGUAGUUUUUUUAAGUUCAGAGAAAAGUUGGCAUGGAUCUACAAAAAGAACUUACCAUAUUUUUCGCCAUUUACCUCAAGUCGUUAAACUGUUUAAAUAGAGGGGGGUUAAGUGGGUUAAGUUCGUAAAUCCGCGGUCAUGAUGGCGUGCGACUCUGCAUAAAUGCCCUGCAAAAGUUUUUCUUUUUUAACAACAUACGCGCCGCUCAAAAUAACCAAGACGUUGGAACAUGUGUAAAUAAACGUCCAUUCCAAAGUUAUUUGCAGUGAUUUCGUUUGUGUGCACCAAAAAGAAGCGGCUGAAAAUUGGCAAAGAAUUGUACCGCCGCUGCCCGUUGUGAAGAAAAAUCAGCGCCUGCCGAUUUCCGUCCUGUCCGGCUUCAGUGGGUGAGGAUGACGGACAUUGUUUAUCCGAACGGCUGUCGGCCAUUGGUGGAAGACCUGGGCACAGACGAGCUCAUACGCCGCCUUAAGACACUCGCCAAUGUCCUGCAGACCAUGGACCAGGAUGACAAUCUCUAUCAACAAUAUAUACCAUUGGCACUCCACUUGCUGGACGACUUCUUUAUGCAGCAUACAUCCCGCGAUGUCCAACUGCUGAUAGCGUGCUGCAUAGCGGAUGUAUUGCGCGUAUAUGCGCCUGAGGCCCCCUACAAAGAGCAAGAUCAAAUCAAAAGCAUUUUCAAGUUUUUUAUCAAACAAUUGCACGGUCUAAAGGAUCCCCGCGAUCCGUCCUUCAAGCGUUACUUUUAUCUAUUGGAGAACUUAGCCUUUGUCAAGUCUUUCAACAUGUGCUUCGAGCUCGAGGACUGCCAGGAAAUCUUCCACGACCUGUUUAGUACCAUUUUUAAAAUUGUGAACGAUCAGCACAGUGCCAAGAUCACAAACUUUUUCCUGGACGUGCUAAGUGCCCUGAUAACCGAGGCUGACAAUUUGUCCGUGGAUCUUCUGGACCUCUUACUGAUUAACAUAGUGGAACCAAAUAAAUCAAGCAACAGAUGUGCUGCACAUAUAACCGAGCAACUGCUCGCCAAGACCGGUGACGCAUUGGAGUCCCCAAUCAAAAUGCUCUAUUUCUUCAUGCCCUCCUAGUUCUUUAACCGUGCA
Molecule: messenger RNA, 1118 nt
Organism: Drosophila miranda
Lineage: Eukaryota; Metazoa; Arthropoda; Insecta; Diptera; Drosophilidae
Product: sister chromatid cohesion protein PDS5 homolog A-like
Exons: 5
Coding region: 405-1103 (232 amino acids)
Biological process (GO): DNA repair; mitotic sister chromatid cohesion
Cellular component (GO): chromatin; nucleus
Source: RefSeq, a predicted model, not a curated record